Saccostrea cuccullata (small rock oyster) is the source of this 3101-nucleotide messenger RNA. RefSeq lists its product as uncharacterized. The transcript has 3 exons. The record is from RefSeq and is a predicted model, not a curated record. Gene Ontology annotation, molecular function: DNA helicase activity; ATP hydrolysis activity. Lineage: Eukaryota; Metazoa; Mollusca; Bivalvia; Ostreida; Ostreidae. The coding region runs from base 302 to 2968 and encodes 888 amino acids. Gene Ontology annotation, biological process: telomere maintenance; DNA repair.
UCUAUCUAUUGUCCGCAGCUGGCCCCCCAAAAAACACAUGUAAUGGUUAGCGGAACCCCCCUUCUUGAACCUCAUGUAUAUUUCCUUACCUCACCCCCUCGAGAACCUUGACACUGGCCAUAAAAUUACACGCUUCGUCGAUCGAAGUCAAAAGUACACAUCUAAACAGCUCUGAACUUCCGGUUUGCUGUAUGCGAUAUGAUACACGCGAUCUCAUUGGCUACUGAUAUUCUAGAGCUCUCUAGUAAAGAAAACCAAAAAAACACAAAUGUAAAUGUAAACACAUGGUUGACAUGCUGAGAUGCUCUCCGAAAAACAAAAUUUAGUAUUACUUAAAGCCAAAGAAGGCCAUAAUUUGGCAGUGCUUGGCCAAAGUGGAACGGGCAAAACUUUUCUAGGAAAGGAAUUAAAAAAAUCCUUAGAAGAAUGUGGGAAAAAAGUGGCCUUGACGGCAACUACAGGCAUCGCUGCAUUAAAUAUAGGCGGGACAACGAUUCACCGCUGGAGUGGGAUAGGAGAUGGGAGGGAUUCCUCUGAGACACUGUGCAAAAAAAUUCUCUUAGAUGAAAGUUACUUUGAUCAGAAAAGAGCAAUUUCAAACACUGAUGCGUUAAUAAUAGAUGAAAUAUCUAUGCUUAGUCUGAAGCUAUUUGAUACCCUGGAGCAUGUUUGCAGGAAAAUUAGGGACAGUGACACGUAUUUUGGCUCAAUUCAAGUGAUUGUCAUUGGUGACUUUUUUCAAUUACCACCUGUGCCUGAUCCUCUAAAGGGCGACAGAGGCGAAUUUUGCUUUUUAUCAGAAAGAUUUACAAACACAUUUACUCACUGUAUCGUUUUAAACGAAGUAAAAAGACAAAAUGAAAUUGACUUUAUUAACUGUAUAAAUGAAGUUUCGAAAGGAAAUAUGACCGAUGAGUCUCUAGCACUUCUUAGGCGAAUGAAAAGACCACUACCCCCAGGACCACCUCCAGUACGACUUUGUGCAAAAAAAUUUGACUGUGACGUUUAUAAUGCCUCUAAAUUGAUUGAUAUGCAAGGUGAAACAAUGAAUUAUGUGGCUGAAGAUAAUGGUGAAAAAAAAUAUCUAAAUUCUUUGUCUGUACCAGAAAUACUGUACCUGAAAAAAGACUGUCCAGUAUUACUUUUGAAGAAUUUAAGUGAUAACUUAGUUAAUGGACUCAGAGGGAAAAUCACAGAACUUUCUGCUAAUGAUGUCACUGUGUAUUUUGAUAGUUUGUCAAAAGAAGUAAAGUUAAGACCAGAAUCAUUUAGCGUUUACUGCACUGCACAGGAAAAAGUAAUUGCAACACGUAUCCAGAUUCCUUUAUGCCUUGCUUUCAGCAUAACAAUCCACAAGGCCCAAGGCCUCACCCUUGACAGAAUAGAAGUGGAUGGGGACAAUAUCUUCAGCCCUGGUCAGUUAGGGGUGGCAAUAGGAAGAACAACAAUCAAGAGAAAUCUUCGAAUUAUUAACUUUAACCCAAAUUCAGUGCUGAAACACAAUUCCCAAGUGUAUGAAUUCUGUGACAACAAUGUGUGUAUUGACUUUAAUGAAGAUUUAAAGUGCUGUAAAAUAGAGUUAUCUGCAACUACAGGUAAACAGGAUCAACAUUGCGUAGAAUUAAUCACAUAUGAUGUCGACGAGGAAAAUCAAUUAUCGGAUUUCAGUCAUGACGAAAUUCAAGAAAUAGACAGACUCUGUACUGCAGAAUCCAACGAAGUUUCUCUUACAAAUUUUGAAAAUAAUUUAAAAACUGAAAUUAUGGAUAUUUUUCAAAAGGUGCACACAACUGGUGGUGAAAAUCUAAAGACAAAUAGCAAAAGUUGGACAUGUUAUUAUUCAGAAGUGUACAAGUUCUCAACCUCUGAAAAAUACAAAAAACUUGUUGAGGCUUAUUUUGGGAGAAAAGCUACAACACAGGAAUUUCAGUUAUGCAGAAAUAUAUUUGAUCAAGUAUCAUCUUCGAUUAUAGAGGAACACACGUCUCAUUUGGCAAUCUCUCAAGCUGGAAAAGGGGACUCAACAAUGACAAUAUCUGAUACCAGCCAUGGUAAAAUACGCUACAUUGGUGGUGCAUGUGUUGCCAAGUCAAAGUUUCAUUUUAUGAAUUUAACAAGAAAGUCCUUGUAUAAAAAUAAAGACAAGUCAUCUAAUUCAUACUUAAAAGUGAAAAUGUUAGACCAUCUGUGUAUAAAGGACAGCUUGAUAUCUUCUAAGUAUCCAAAGUCUUUGCUUGAAACUGAAAGAAAACAAAACAUUUCACAUGGUCUAACAAUUGUUACUGACAGUGUAUUUGAAUUCUUCUUGGAGCUAAGUAAAAGGAGACUUAAGUUUCACAAUGAUGUGACAUUUGCUUUACAUGGUGCAUCAUGUCUGACACUUUGUGACAAGGAUCUUAAAGAGGACACAGAGUUAAAAAGCAUCUGGGAAAUUCUUUUUAAUGACUUUGACAAUCCCAGUCUGAGAUUAUUAAUAGAAGAGGACUCACUUCAGGCAAGCAAAGUGGAGUUGUAUGAAGACAUUGUCACCAGAUUCCUAAAAAUUGGAAAUAAUGAGUUCAGGAAAGACAUACUCCAGAAAUAUGGAAAAGAAAAAUCUGAAAGGCUUAGGAAAAAAGUUGUCUCUGGUCAAGGUAAUGAGAAAACCAGCUCAGACAGUUCCAAGAAGACAAACAAGGAUAAGACUUCGGAGAUGCCAAGUACCAGUCAAAUGGAAAAAAGAGAAAAAGUGCCAAGGAAACGAAGAUCUAAAUCUAAAGCGGCAUCGGGGAAAAGGAAACAGAGAAAAUCCAAAGAAUCAGAACAAGUAACAUGUCCCAAAUGCCACAAAGUAUAUGUUGAAGGUGAAAAUUGGAUUGCUUGUGAUUUGUGUGAUAGAUGGUAUGAUCCUAUUUGUGCAGCUCUAACAGAUGAUCAGUGGGCAGACAUAGAAAAUUUUGACUGGUAUUGUGCAGAAUGUCAGGAAUGAACAAGAUUCCAGUAAUGUGGUAACUCCUAGAUAGUAGAAUAUUCAGGUCGGGAGUCCAUGAAGAAACGAACCAAGAAACUGGUUCUUCUGAGGAACUCGAUUGCCUGACUGAGAUCUUCUUGCCCUGCUGGUG